UGCGCACUUUACUGGGCAGAUGUCAUGGCACCCCCAGUACCGGAGCUCCAAGUUCCGCCACGUCUUUGGCAAGCCAGCCAGCAAGGAGAACUGCUACGACUCGGUGCCCAUCACCCACAGCGUCCAUGACAAUCACUUCUGCGCUGUGAACCCCCACUUCAUUGCAGUUGUGACUGAGUGUGCUGGUGGGGGGGCCUUCCUCGUCAUCCCCCUGCACCAGACGGGAAAGUUGGACCCCCACUACCCGAAGGUCUGUGGGCACAGAGGGAACGUCCUAGACAUCAAGUGGAACCCUUUCAAUGAUUUUGAGAUUGCCUCCUGUUCUGAAGAUGCCACGAUUAAGAUAUGGGACAUCCCCAAGCAGCUGCUGUCAAAGAGCCUCACAGCCUGCAGCAAGGAGCUCGUGGGCCACUCCCGCAGAGUAGGCCUGGUGGAGUGGCACCCCACGGCCGCCAACGUCCUCUUCAGUGCCGGCUAUGACUACAAGGUGAUGGUCUGGAACCUGGAUACAAAGGAGUCUGUAAUCAUGAGCCCUGUGAAGACUAUUAACUGUCACCAAGACGUGAUCCUCUCCAUGUCCUUCAACACUGACGGCAGCCUGCUGGCCACCACCUGUAAAGACCGCAAGAUUCGGGUUCUCGACCCCCGAGCAGGGACCUUCCAGGAAGCCAGCUACAAGGGGCACCGGGCCAACAAAGUGCUGUUUCUGGGGAACCUGAGGAUGCUGCUGUCCACAGGCUUAUCCCGAUGGAACAACAGGCAGACGGUCCUGUGGAACCAGGAUGACCUCUCUGUGCCUCUCACCGAGGAGGAUCUGGACUGCUCCUCAGGAGUGCUGUUUCCCUUCUAUGAUGCGGACACCAACAUGCUCUACGUGGUGGGGAAGGGAGACGGGAACAUCCGCUACUAUGAGGUGAGCGCCGACAAACCUCACCUGAACUACCUAACAGAGUACCGCUCCCAUCACCCACAGAAGGGGAUUGGUGUCAUGCCAAAGAGAGGUCUCGACGUAUCCUCCUGCGAGAUCUUCCGCUUCUACAAGCUGAUUACAGCCAAAAGCCUCAUUGAACCUGUAUCCAUGAUUGUACCCCGGCGGUCGGAAUCCUACCAAGAGGACAUCUACCCACCCACCGCAGGGGCCCAGCCCUCUCUGACAGCUCGGGAGUGGCUCAGUGGGAUGAAUAAAGGGCCAAUCCUGGUGUCCCUUAGGCCCGGCUCUGAGCUGCUGAGCCCCCUGCCUCUGCCCCGAGAGAGACCACUCUCCAGCCCCGUGGUCCCUGCCUCGCCCCAGCUCUUCAACCAGACAGAAAAACUGGUUGCAGAAGACGGCCGGAGGCCGUCCUCUCUGCUGGAGAUAAAGGCGCCAAGGUGGGCGGCAGAAAACAGGCUGGAGGAGAAGAAAGCCUGGCUCACAAAUGGUUUUGACAUCUUCGAAUGCCCCCCUCCAAAAACAGAGAAUGAGCUGCUACAAAUGUUCUAUCGGCAACAAGAGGAGAUCCGAAGACUCCGGGAGCUGUUGACCCAGCGCGAGGUCCAGGCCAAACAAUUGGAACUAGAGAUCAAAAACUUGAGCAUGACCUCAGAAUGGCUCUGAGCAGAGGUCUCUUGCUCUCCUCGCCCUCAGGGACACCACUCGGCUCCAUGGGGAGGUUCAGAACCAAACCAUAAGUCCCCCAAGAACAACCACUAUUUCUAUAUUUUUUACCAGAAAACAAAACUUGGUCACUGAAAGAUUUCCAGUGGGACAUGGUGCCGUUUUUCUAUUUGCCUUCUUGAAACAACAAUGUCUGAAUUGACUCUUUUUAGAUGAUACCUUGCCUUCUGUUUAAUUCUGUUUGUAAGGGUCCAAGAUGAGCUAUAACGUCUCAAGGGAAAGAACAUUGUACAAUAGAAAGUUAGAGCUGGAAGGACCUAGGUGAAGCUACCUGUGAUUUUUAAACUGUGGGUGGUCCGUAGAAUGGGGAGAAGGCUAAGCAGGAGAGCUGUGCCCCCCCAUUUCCACCAGACAGCUCCCCUUCUUUUUGUUUUAUAUAUCGGCUCUAUGGAAUACAUAAUUCUGCAACUCGAAAAAAUUUAAAGUUUGAAAACCAGUGAUUAGCCCAACUUCCUUAUUUACAGGCGGGGAAACAGAUCCCCAGAGAAUUCAUGGCAGGAGGCUGGGCUGAGCUCCUGGUCUCCUGGGUCUGUCUUUCUGCUGUUUCUGGUCCGAUACAAUUCUCAGAUCACAGGGCAGGAAUCCAUUGGUCUGGCCUCAGCUGCGCCCCUGACUUGCACAGUGACUACUGGCAAAUCAUUCCCUUUCUGGUCUCAGUUUCUCCAUCUGAACAAGGGGGACCCUGGAGUCUGCCACCUGAGACAAGAAGUGUUGUCCUUGACCUGAGGAAAACUACAUGUAGGAUGAUGAUCUAGGUUUGCUGCGGGAACUCACAAGACAUUGGCAAAGGGGCAGUGGGAGUUUAACUUUAGGGAAAGAAGUCAAGGUUCAGGCCAAUUCUAGAACGCUGACAGGAAGCCCAAACCAUCCUCUCCAAUGAAUCAGUGGGAUGUGGGUAGAUACUCCCUUAUGUGGGAUGCAGACAUCAGGGCGUUGGCUAAAACCACUGACUGCCACCAAAGCCCUGAGGUCACAAGAGCCUGCUCCUGCCAGAAAGAUGUAAGCAGAUGUCAGCCCAAAGGAACAGAAGAGGCCCCCUGGAGGUAGGAAGCCCCAGCACUGGGAGUAAGCCUGCAGAGCCCCCUGGCCAUGAGGACUCUGGGAGAAGGAUGACUGCACUAGGCAAGGAAGUAGAACCACAUGGCCCUAAAAUUUCCCUUUCAGUCGGAGAGCUUUUCUGGGUCCCUCCUUUGUGAAUCUGUUCUGAGCCCUUCUCUAAGAUUCUUUCUCAGUGGUCAAUACAACGGCCCAGCUAGAGAUGGAAUGUUGGAAGCUAAGUGUACCCCUCCUUACUGAGGAGGUGCAGACAGUGAGUUUUGCCUGUGCCACAGGGCGAUCCUGGAGCUAGGAUGGGGAAUGCAGGAGGCCACCUGGCCUGGUAGGUUUCAGCCCAGGCUAUAUGUUAGGAUCCCUUUGGUCGUGUUCGGGAAAUACAGCUAGCCAGGCCCAAUCCUGGAACAGUUUAAGCUGACUCUGUAGAGUAGGGGUUGGCCUUGUGUAUGUUUUUAUAAGCUUCCAGGUGAUUCUGCAAUACAGUGAAGGUGGAAACACUCUGGGCUAGUCCAUCUGUACCUAUCUACAGUAAAGACAAGGAGGGUAAGGAACACCAGACAGGAGCUGGGACUCCAACUCUAUGCUCUAAGUCCUGGCUAGAGGCACCUAAAAUCAGGAAGCAUUGUACCGAGCCCUCCCUCAGGUCUCUGGGGGCUCUGUGCUCCUGAUUGCCCACUCCCCUAACCAUGGCUGAGCCCCCGUCUGCCUGCACACAUCAGGCGCCCCAGUUCCUUGUCUUGCUCUCCAUUUACUCAAUCGCUGGGGCCUGCCAAGCUUGCCAAAGAUCAAAUCCCAGGCGUUGUCAGGAAAGCAGAGCUCCACUGGGUGGGUUACCUCUCCCACCUAAUUUGUGGCCAGCACUUCACAGUUUACAAAGCCUGCCCACCUCUACUCACUGACACAACCUACUGUAACACGGGUCCGGCAGUCUGUAUUAUCCCCAUGUUCAGGACGGCACAGAAACGUCCCUUCUCAAGCUCUCCCCACCUCAAAGGAACCCAGAUCUCAUGCUAAGAAACAAUCCAUGAACAUACUUGUUUCCUUCCUUCCUUUCUUUCUUUCUUUCUCUUUCUUUCUUUCUUUCUCUUUCUUUCUUUCUUUUGUCUUUCU
Hipposideros armiger (great roundleaf bat) is the source of this 3817-nucleotide messenger RNA. RefSeq names its product coronin 2A (gene CORO2A). Gene Ontology annotation, molecular function: actin filament binding. The transcript is spliced from 12 exons. The record is from RefSeq and is a predicted model, not a curated record. The coding region runs from base 20 to 1594 and encodes 524 amino acids. Lineage: Eukaryota; Metazoa; Chordata; Mammalia; Chiroptera; Hipposideridae.